CUGGAAUAUUCAGUGAGUUUUUGCAAAAGCUGCAAUCCUGGCGAGCAUGCCGGCAUUUCGUUUGCGCGUUUGCCAAUCAAAAUCAAAUGGCAGAUUCGUAUCCAAUAUGGCUGGUCGAAGUGGUUAUGGAAAUUCUGGGAACUAUGACUCGGGACGCCGAGACGGAGGGCGCAAGCGUCUACCUGACAAGCCUCCCUACACAGCUUUCGUCGGAAAUCUCCCUAAUGGAGUCACUGAAGGUGACAUCGCUGACGCCGUUUUCAAAGACCUAAAUGUGGCAAGAACCCGAUUGGUAUUUGACCAUGAUAGCUCUAAAUUCAAAGGAUUCUGUUAUGUUGAGUUUGACGACUUGGAGAGCAUGGAAAAAGCUCUGGAUAUGGACGGUCGUAUUCAUAUAGAUGAUGCAGGACCUAUCAGGAUUGAUGUUGCGGAAGGGAAGCGCAACAACCGAGAUGGAGGCCGCGGAGGUGGCGGUGGUGGAGGUUUCAGAGACAGAGGUCCAAGAGGCGGAAGAGAUGGCCGAGAUGGCGGUGGAUUCAGAAGGCAAGGCGGCGGUGGCGGCUUUGAUAAUUUUCACAAUUCCGGUUUUAAUGAUGGGGGUCCUGGAGGUCCAGGAGGCCCCGGUGGCUUCGGUAGGAACCGAUCAAAUUAUGGUAAUGAUUUUGGUGGUGAUAGAGGUAGAAGUAAUUAUGGUCAAUUCGAUGAUAGAGGCGACGAUAGAGGCGGUAGCAGUAAUUGGGGCCGAAGCGGCAACCGUUCCAAUUUCGGUGAUCGCAGGGAUGGUGGCGGACGGCCCCCAAGGCAAGAAGGAGGCUAUGGCCGACAGAAUUCUUUCUCAUCUAGUAGCGACUUACCGUCAGCUCCAGUUGACACUAGUAACAGGCCCAGACUCAAGCUAGCGCCACGCUCAGUCAAUGCGCCUAUUAAUGACCUAGCAGACACCCUUCAGCGUUCUUCCAUAUUUGGUAACGCCAAACCUCGGGAUGAAAAAUUAGCCGAAGCCAAGAAACCCGCAACACCGGAUCCUCAACCGUAAUUCAUGUUAAGCCAACUUUUGUAUGUUCGCCUCAUCAGCCCCAAAGUGAGUUUUUUUAAUUUUGUUUUUUUUAUUUAAUUAUUUGCUCCCUCCCUCUGAACUCCAGUUAUGUGUCUGUGCUUAUCUUUCGUAAAGUGUCUGAUAAACACAUAACCUUUUUUGGGGCUAUGAGCUCCCUUUACUUUUCUCUUUUUUUGUGUCUCUGAGGUAGUUCUGCUGUAAGUUUCAGGUCGAGAGACUGAACUUGUUUCAUUGUGAUUCAGUAAUUAUUGUAGGGAAAGUUUAUCUGGGUAACGUAGCGUUAGGUUUGUCUUUUGGUUAGCGUUUUCUUUCGGAGGAAAGAACAGGAUUCUGAGGUUCAUUAUUUCAUACCCUGCCUACUUAUUUUCACGCCCAUUUCCCCUUACUUUUUUUGAAUUCAUUGAUUGAAACCAGGUGAUUUUAUUGCCCCUGUCUUGCAGUACUGUCAUCGUAUGGUUUUCUCUCAAUCCAUUCCGUGAGCUGUUGAUCCAUCAGUAUUCCUCUUACUUUGUUAUAUCACAUUGUAGUGAAAUACUGAGCGACAAUUUUUUGCUGAUUCUUGUUUUGUUUUUUAUACUCUCUCUAAAAAAUUGUCAAUCUUCAGUUUCAAUUUUUCUAAAUCAUUCGAGACAAAGAAGACUGCCAUUUGUGGUUUCUCAGCAGAAUAUUGCUUGGCACUGUUGUUUUAAAUGGAGUUAUGCCGCAACUAAGUGAAGAAAGAACGUCUCACAUUGAAACGUUCUCGAUCAAUCUUAAUAAGUUUUCUUCACUAAGGACUACUUUUGAUUUUGUGAUUUAUGAAAUCUCGAAGAUAAUGUACUCAGAAGUUCCUCUUUUUGUAAAAUCGGUAGACUUUUCCUUUUUCAAUAUCUAUCAGUUUCAAAGUAGGCAACGGUCCCAUCAGGAAAGAAAUGAAUGCUCUUGGUCAGAAAUUUUUCUGAGUCUGCACUGCUGACCCAUUGAGUUAGGUGUAAUGAAGUUGUAUUCGUAUAAAUGAUGGAUGCCCAGUACAUUUCAAAUUGAACUCUUGCAAUUUUUACGCUUAUAACUUCACAUCAAAUUUAAUAACAUGCUCCACUGUCCAAAGUGUAAUUCAUCUGUUUCUUUCCUGAUGGGACCAUGAUGGUAUGGAAUUACUUUCUAUUUCUUCGUUAGAAAAUAACUUAAUUGGCAAUAAUCUUAGUUUCUUCUCUUUUCCCAAAACCGUCUGUGCUUGUAAUUUUUGAUGAUAGGUUUACAAAACAAGAAGCAGUCCUCACUCGCCCGAAUAAUUUGUACGUUAUCUCCUUUUAAAGAUUCUUGCAGCUUUUAUCAAUGUAUCUCAAUGGCAAUAUUUUAGUUUUUAUGUAUUCAGCCAUUUUCAUUCUGAUUUGUAAGAUGCUCUGUGCGUCAUGGAGUUGGAGGUGGCAUUUUAAAUGUUUUAAUUCCAUUGUUCUGCAUGCCCCUUGGACAGCUUAACUGACUAGUAUCACAGUGGCACAUUUUGCAAAAUUUUAGGGCUAGAAAGAUCAAAUUGUCGGCAAAACUUCCAAACCACAUAUCUCAUAUGCGAUAUUUUAAUAUCUUUGCUCUUAAUUACUUUUUCAAAGGAGAACUAAUCAACCUUAUUCCUUGAAGUUUUCACAGAAUUUUCUUUGCACAGAGAAGAAAAAAUAUAGCAGUUUGAAGAAUUCUCGUAAAGUAGUUUUCCAUUUAAAAAGUAAAGUAUCACAGGAAGUCUGCAACAUUGCAAACCGAUAUACAUGGUUUGGGAGUGUAACCAUCAACAUAUUGAUAAUUGGUAAGAUUCCAUGAUGCUCAUAAUGAUUUUUCUGAUGUUUAAUACCCUAGUUUUCAGUUUACAUCAGCCGUUGCGUUGGAAUCGCUAGGUAGCACUAUCUAAGUUUCCUAUCCGUUAAAAGCAAUAAGAAAGGCAUUAAAAAGAUUUCUUCAUUGUUGGAUUGGUUUAUUUUCCAGUCGCAUCUGGUAGCUGUUCAAGUUUCAGUUUUUGCUUUUCGUUUUUUUACAAAAAAACAUCUAAGAAAAAUUAAUCAUAUUUUGUGGCAACUGAAUAAUUGUGUCUUUCAAGCUCUUUAUUGAUUGAGCUGUUUUGUUGAUUUUAAUUCAAAUCGUUUCUUGAUAUCUUAUCUGCUGGCGAAGAUUACAUUGGAAAAAAAUCUGAAUCUCCUCCAUUCACAGAUAAACGCUCAGUUUGAAUGUGUUGCAUUAUUAGCAACAGGUUUAAAUUAUUAAAAAAAUGUUAGUUACCUGAAUUAUUUCUUUCGCAUUUUACCUUUAUAAGGUUCUUAUUUAAUUAACUUUUUCGUAUCACUAAUUCAGAGCAAAGUUGCAUAAUUUUUUUAAUCUUUUUCAAGCUCCUUCCUAUCAGUGAGAUCGUAUGGUAUUAUGUUUUUUCUCAGUCUCAAGUUUAUCUGUCUUUCCAAUCUUUUAAGAAAGUUGAACCAUAAAGAAUAGAAACCUCUCAUCGAAGCCCAGGAAUAGUUUCAUUUUAAGUUAAUCGAUCUUGUGUCGUUUCAGUACGUCUAGUUCUUAUGUCUCGCUCAUGCUAGAACUCAAAAUUAGACAAACCCUAUAUCUGUAUGUUUCAGAUCUAAAACAAGAAUUUGUGAAUCAUAUACAUAUUUGUAAAUAAUUGUAAUCUAUUUUGAAUUUUAAUUACAUCAUUAACUCUGUCUCCAAAA
Molecule: messenger RNA, 3738 nt
Organism: Bemisia tabaci
Lineage: Eukaryota; Metazoa; Arthropoda; Insecta; Hemiptera; Aleyrodidae
Gene: eIF4H1
Product: eukaryotic translation initiation factor 4H1
Molecular function (GO): RNA binding
Source: RefSeq, a predicted model, not a curated record